Daphnia pulicaria is the source of this 7868-nucleotide messenger RNA. Its product is annotated as tudor domain-containing 6-like. The coding region runs from base 140 to 7567 and encodes 2475 amino acids. The record is from RefSeq and is a predicted model, not a curated record. The transcript is spliced from 9 exons. NCBI's taxonomy places the organism in Eukaryota, Metazoa, Arthropoda, Branchiopoda, Diplostraca, Daphniidae.
AAACGUUUCUGGCUUGGCUUUUCAGAUUAAGCCAUCAGUUGGUUAAGAGCAUUUUUCUCUUGGCUCGCGGGAAGUGUUAAGUCUUUUCUCAUUCGAAGUGUUAUCAAAAGAAGUUUUCCCCAUUUCACAGUUGUGUUUCAUGCGAAUACAGCAACUGUUGAACAUGGCCGGAGCUAACAUGUUGGUCCACGUGACGCACAUUGACGAUUCCGUUCGUGGACGGCAAGGCCCGUGUGUCUACUUUUGGGGUAUGACCCACGAUCGUAGCUUGUAUUUGCUGAUGGAAAAAUAUUUGGAGAGCAUCAGGCACUAUUUGGAAACAAAACUACCACCGCUCAACCUUAAUGUACUGGAUCAAGUCUUCUGUGUACUCAUUAACCACCAGUGGCAUCGAGCAAGAGUGCUGGAAUUUAAAUUGAGCCAUGUAGGGACAAUUGAUGUUUUUUGCAUUGACUCUGGAGAUACUCACACAGUACCCUUAGCUUUUGUUCGUACUCUUGACAUCCCUGCAAAGGAGGCAGAGCACAUAAGGGAUUGGCCCCCUCUAGCCACUAAGUUUAUUCUUGCUGAUGUAGUUGCCCCUCGAGGACCUGGAUCUCGUUCCCACUGGAGUGAACCAGCUGUGAUGUUCUUGAAGAUGCAUGUGGAGAAUCGCACUUGGAAGGCUUCACCCAUGGGCAUGUACGGUGAACAUCAGGGUGUAAGGAUGUUUGAUUCAAAUAAUCAACUUCUGGCCACAACCAUGAUUCAGCAAGGACUUGGAGUGGCUGCACAGACCUAUCACGAAGCUUUAAGCGUGUGUGAGAUGAUGAACAAACAGCCUGCCUACAUCCAGCCUGCUUUUAACACCUUCUCAGGUAGAUUAAACGUACCGACCCUAAACAACACCCUGCCACCUGCAUUCGCAAUUCCAGCAACAUACCGUGACCAUCAUCCGGCGUACCCAUUGGCAGCAGCUCGCUCUCCAAAUCAGUCACCUGUUCCUCCUCGAGCGUACGUGACUAACGACAUUCCUUCCAAGGGGCGACACGACGUUAUCGUCACACACAUUCCCGAUGGGCCUCAUAAGUUCUACGUGCAACUCAAAAGUGAAGCCAGCGAUUUUCUGAGAUUACGCAAGAAACUCGAUUCGACAGCACCUCCCGCCUUGCGCGGAGUACCGAAACUUGGAACAACUUGCGUAGCAUUGUCUCCAACGGACAAACUUUGUCACCGUGGAUUGAUCACGGCAGUGGGUGAUUACGGCGAUCAGUGUACUGUCUACUUCGCUGACAUCGGGACCCAGGAGCCAGUAAACCUUGAUUCAAUUUGUGAGAUCUCCGACGAACUGUUGGUUCCGCGCUUGUUUGCCUAUCGAGUUUCUUUGUAUGGCGUUGAAGAAGUCGCCAAACUCGUUGGCUUGAACGAAAUUUUCACGUCUUUAGUCAACUCAGCCCCGUAUCUCAAAGUUGAAGUCGUGGAAGAUGACGAGGGCAAACAAAAAGUAAAUCUCUACGACAACCUUGGACGGAGUAUCCGGGAAAUGCUCUGCACGAUUCUGGCUAACUUCGGAACAUCGAGGGUUUGCUCGCCUGUUGCCCCAAUCCCUUCGCCACCCAAAUUGAAUAAAGCAGCUACAGCAUGUAUAACCGAGAUUCCCUUCGCUACUUUAGCUCCUGAAGAAAUGUUGUUUGUCAUUUUACCGGAAGAGCCCGGAUGUUUUUUUGGACAACUCGAGAAGAUGCCAGUAAAGGAUCUAAAUGAUAUGUUCGCUGAGCUAACGAUGGCUUACUCAACCGAUCCCAACCCUCCCUUGCUGUAUGCAGACGUCCAAAGCCACUUGGGGCAUUAUGCCGUGAUCCAUUGGGAUGAAGACAACAAAUUCUACCGGAUUCGUGUAAUUAAGGAGUUGGUCAACGAUGCUGAAGUUCAAUUCAUCGACUACGGAAACAGUCUGCUGAUACCGCGCUGCAAAAUUUUGGCUCCUGUAGAAGGGUUGACUUGCUUCCGAAAUCCUCCUUAUGGCAUUCAUUGCAAGAUUGAUGGUGGUGUGAUGCAGUCUAUUCCCAACUGGCGGGAACUCGUGAAUGAAAAGCAGAUUAAAGUAAAAAUUGGUAGUUUAGUAGACGGAGUCUAUUCAGUGACUUUGACUGACGAUCCUUGCAAUAACGAUAUUGUAAAAGCGAUUUCUUCAGUGAACACUCCAAAAAACUACGUUGUUAGCGUUCCAGAACAGAGCACUCGUAGUGAUAAUGCACCAGUCCAAGUUGAAAAUGUAUCGGAACCAACAGCCAGACCGAACAACGAUCGUUUCAGGAGGAACAGCGAUAACGGCAAUUCUGGUAGAAGUCACUACGUUCACCCCAACGCAAACGCAAAAGAUACAAACUGGAGAACAGCUGGGACGGAAGAUACGACGCAAACUGGGCAAGUGAGAACAUCCAGCAAGGAUUGCAAUUGGAGAUCGUCGUCUAAUCAAGUUCAAGAGGUGAUUCGCGCUCCUCGAGGACCUCCUCCCUCGACUGGAAAUGGAGAGACUAAAGGUCCCAUGGGGUUUCAGAGACUUGGACAGGUGGGCAAAUCACAACCUCCUCUGUUGAAGCCUAUAAUUGAAACUUCGCCUCCUGCCGUGAUACCCGAGAAGCCGAAGAUGUCACCAAUUUCAGCUGUUCAAAAGCAGUAUACUUAUUUGCAUCAAGCUCUGCCAGUUGCGAACAGUCAGGUGCAGAUAACUUGUGUUGUUGACCCAACCAGUUUCUAUGUUCAGCUAUCAGCUAACUCUACUAUUCUUAAUGAAUUGGUUGAGAAAUUGAAUCUAGUUUACUCUGAUGAACUUAAACCAUUCAUUCAAAACGCAAAGCCCGGCUCUGCUUGUGUGGUGCAGUAUGAAGAAGACAGCCAAUGGUAUCGUGGACAAGUUCUUCAGUUGAGCGACCCCCCUGCUACGAUCCAACUAGUUACUGUGCUAUUUGUUGAUUAUGGGAACACCCAACGUAGCCCACUCAAACAACUGAAAGCUAUCGAUGAAGAAUUCGUUCAGUUACCUCCACAAGCAUUCCACUGCAGGCUCAGUGGAGUAGGCAAUUCUAAAACUUGGACGGUCGAGGACAAUUACAAAUUGGAAGCAUGUACCACGGAAAAACCUGUCGCCGCAAUGUUCGCUGAGAGAGAUUCUAAUGGCAAGUUUCCUGUACGCCUAGUGGAUGGAAGUAAGGUCAUCAAUGAAGCUUUUGGUGCCCCGAGCUCUACGUCUGUUCCUCCGCCUAGCGCUGGAUAUCAAUAUCUACCCGUUACCCAGAUACCGAUAGAUGUCACCAUCGCAUGGUAUUACAACCCUGGUCGAAUUUUUACCAGCCCAGUGGAUUUGUCGGCCUAUCAGAACGAACUAGAUGAGCUCGAAGAGUUUUAUUCUUCGCUGGCUGCCGAUGAAUUACUGGAGGACCAGCCGGUUGUGGGAUUACCAUGUGUAGCUCGUUUCACCGAAGACGAGCGUUAUUAUCGCUCGAAAAUCCUAUCCGUUGGAGAUCAGGUCGCAAAGGUUCUUUUCGUAGACUACGGAAAUGAACAAGAAACACCAAUUUCACAGUUGAAGCGGAUGGUCCCGCGCUUCAUGCAGUGUCCUCAGUUGACUUGGCACUCGAGAUUGAAGGGAGUCAAGAAGAUGACUUCCGGACCUGUCAAUCCGGAACCCCAGAAACACAUUGCUGCCUGCUUUUCAACUGGACAAUCGCUUACAGCAUUGUUUCAUUCUACUAGUCCAGAUGGAAAUAAUGGGGUGUUUGAAGCGGGAUUCAAUGUUCCUGGUAUUGGUGAUGUUGCAAACUAUUUGAUUGAACAGAAAGUCCUGGACCGCGUCGUGUUAGAUACUCAAAUUAACUUGGCGCCACAAGAUUUGAAUUUUGUCCCAGGCCAGACGAUUUCCACCAGCGCUUUAGUUCCUUAUUACGAAUCACCUACUGAAUUCUGGAUUCAGAUUCAACCAAAGUUAGUAGACGUGAUUAUGGAACGCAUAGGGAAAUUGGCCCUCGACCCUCAAUUUAUCAACAAGAAGGACUUCAGAGCAUCGAUUGGCAAGCCUUGUUUGGCUUUCUUUGAAGAUGAUGGUUGCUGGUAUCGUGCUCUAGUUGAAGCUGUCGACGGAGAAACUGCUAAAGUUUACUAUAUCGAUUACGGUAACUGCUCCGUGGUUAAAACCAAUGAUUUACGAGAAUUGCCCGAGGAGUUUGCUCAACAACCAGCCUUUGCAUUUAAAUGCUGCGUUCAUGAAGUGAUUGUCUUCUCUGAAUGUGUUGCCAAGGCUUUCGAAGAUUGCGUUAUGGAUCUGGACUCUAUGAUUGUAAAGUGCUUCAACGUAGUAGAUGGAGUCCUUCACGUCCGACUCUAUUCUUCUGAGGCUACCGAUCUUUAUGAACAGGUUAUUCCGAAAGUAUCAGUUGAAGAAAGUGUCUUAGAUGCUAUGCAUAUUCUUCCUUCGAUCCCAGAUCCCCCCAUUCAAGACUUUCCUGAGCAAGUGGAUACCGUUUUACAAGAAGAAGUCAAAAGCCCUUAUGUGAAAGUCUACAUCAGUAACUCAUUAUCACCAAACCAAUUUUGGUUUCAAAUGAGAGAGAACGAUGACAAACUCUGCGAAAUGGCCAAUCAAAUGUCGGAGAUGUACAACGCUGAUGUCGAGUCGUUCCGAAUCGCGGAGAAUCCAGUUGUUGGUCAGCUUUAUGGAAUGAAGCACCCCUCUUAUGAUGGCUGGUAUCGUUCACAGAUCAAAGAAGUCGAUGGAGACACGGCCAUUGCUCAAUUCAUUGAUUACGGUGAUACGCACUCGAUUCAAACUGGAAAUAUCUUCAACUUACCACAACGGUUUGCAGAAAUCCCAGCAUUGGCUAUUCCGGGUACCCUGAAGACAGAAAGUUCGCAAGCAAUUGCGGAAAAAUUCAAUACCCUGUGUUACGAGCCGAACAAUAUUCAUUGGGUAGUAUUUGGAACCGACGAAAACGGUGAGCAGUGCAUCGAGUCCCUUUUCAUCAAUGACGACAACGUACUCGACCUGUUGGCGGUUGAAACCGCCCAAUCGGCCCCUACACUGUGUGAAACGAUCAACAAGGAUGCGGGUCUAUCCACAAUUUCUGAAGUUUUAUUGGAACAGUCUUCUCGUUACACGGAAGAUGAGGGAAGCAAUAUAAUUUCAUCGACCGGAGAUUCUUCCAGUGUUUUCCUCCCUUAUGAAGAGUUGUCAUCCAUUUGUCCGUCAACGCUAGGAGCAGAAGUGACCGUUGAAGAGUCGACAGCAGAGAUGACCAUCGAAGAGUCGGGAACAGAUGAGACCGUUGAAGAGUCGGGAGCAGAGGUUACCGUUGACAUGUCGGUAGCAGAAGUGACCGUUGAAGAAUAUUCGUUGCUGCCUGUGAUGGACUUAAACUACGCUCCAGGCCAAAAAAUGUCAACGUACGCAUUGGCUCUAUACAUCGAAUCUGCCACCGAAGUUUGGCUACAGCUGGACCCUGCCGCAGUCGACAGGCUGAUGGGAGAAAUCGCGGAGACGGAUGUGUCACAGUGUGAAGCUCUUGAGCCUCAGAUCGGCAGCCACUGUCUGGCUCUGUUUCCUGACGAUGGGCUAUGGUAUCGAGCUCUCGUUAACAGCAUAGACGGAGCUCAAGCUAACGUGACGUACAUUGAUUACGGAAACUAUUCCUCGGUUAAUGUUGGAGAUCUACGGGUUUUGCCAACUCGCUUUGCUCAGCAACCUGGGUUAGCUCUCAAGUGCGCUCUGGAUGGAAUCCAGCAAAAUGUGAUGUCUACUCCCACCCCCGACCAGUGUAUUUCGACCAUCUGCGAAGAAGUACUCUCCGUGGUUUUCGUUGGUAGGACGCCACAACAUCUUUAUGUCCGAUUAUUUGAACCCUCUGGAUUGGAUCUCAAUGAGAAAUUGGGGUUGCCGGAAAGUUUUAAAGUCGAGUCCGUCGCAAAUAAUCUUCUGGAAUUCAACUCUCUUGAUGACGUAGAAAUGUCUUCCCCGAUGUCCAGAACUUCUGAGCCUGCACUUUUCGAUACGUUUGAUGACGAUGUCACUUUACCAUUGGAGGUGGAGGUGGUUCGCCAAGUAAUCGAAGAACCCCUGGUUGCGAUCCCGACUGUUAUUGAACCAUCAGAAAACGAGGAAGUAGAGCUCGCCGAUCGGAUGGAACAAGUAGCCGUUCAAGAAAAUGAGUUUUACCAAUCUUUCGGCGAAUCGGUUAGUUCUUUCGUCAACGAAGCAGCACUGCCAGCAAUUAUGGAACUCAAAGAAGCAGAAGUCAUGGAGCAGUUGGCAAUCCUCGAUGAAGAAGUAAAAGUUGCCGGUGAUGUUACUGAAAAUCUAGCGCAGGAAAUUGUGGAUUUCGUGUCGGAUGCUGGGAAUGCAACCAAUGAUUUCAACGUUUCAGCAUCCAACGAGGGUUUAAACGUUUCCGCCCACAUCGAAGAUCUUAACCUUCCUGAACAGAAGUCGUCGGGCGAGGACGUCAGCUUCAACUUAAUCAGACAUUUGACGGACGCCCCUUCAUCUACAUCACCUUUGGAGUCUUCUUUAAUCGACGCGACACAGUUGAUAGAUGAAGAUCUUGAUGUCACUCUCCUCUCGGAAGCCGCUGCAGUAACGGAGACCACAGAAAUGAUGGAGUUAGGAGAAGUUGAACAAAUCCAUGAUGAACCCGUUCAAGAGGUUACAAGCGAAAUUGCAGAUGCCUUGCAUGAUGAAAGAGUUGUGAUGGAGAUGAAAACCGAGAUGAUUUCCAACGAGGUAACCAACAAAGUUGCAGAUGUCUUGUAUGACGAACGGGUUGUGAUGCAGAUGAAAACCGAGAUGAUUCCACCCGAGGAUGAAAUGCGGAAAGGGUGCGUGUACGUCUCCUACAUUGUAUCUCCUGGCGACUUCUGGAUUCAGCUUGCCGAGGAUGAGCAUGCUAUUGGAGAUAUCGAUCGCAAACUGGUAGAACUGGGUGUUGAGAAUUCGCAUCAAUAUUUUCUGACUGGUCCGCCUAUUGUAGGCAAACUGUAUGCUGCGAAACACCCCGAAUAUGGCUAUUGGUAUAGGGCCAAGUUGUUGAAAAUUGACGUAGAUCGAGCCGAAGUAAUAUUCGUCGACUAUGGAGAUAAGCAGAUCCUGCCUGUCGCUUGCAUUCGUCAGCUUUCGCCGAUCCAUCAAUACGUACCUCCAAUGGCGGUCCGGUGCAAACUUUCGGCUGUGCAUUUAGACUGCUGGCCUGAUAAAGCUAUUGAAGUCAUGAAAUCUAUCUGUCAGCCGGAGUAUCUCUGCAAAGCAGUUUUCAAAGCUGAAACUGGCCCAAUUCACGAAGUGGAGUCGCUUUCUUACGGCGACAUUGAUGUCGUUAAUGCAGUUCUCUCCAUCCUGGAAUGUGAUCGUCCAGUUGAUGGAUCCCCUCAAAAGGACAUUCCAACGGAGUUGCAACCCCUCUCGCCUCCCCAGAGUCAAUCGUCCACCGUAUUGCCUCAGUUGGGUGCUAAACUGAUCUUCAUUCGCGUGGAUCCCGAAUCGGAAUCAACCAAAAUCAGUCAAGAUCUCAGCGAGGACACUAACAGUCUUCCAGUUGACUGAGGUACUUUGUGGUGUCGGAAAUUUCAUCCCUUUUUUUUUUGUUUGUUUUUUUCUUUAGCUUGUGUUUAUUUCUUUCGCUUUUGUUUAUUCAUUUUCAUCUUAUUUCACAAACGCGAGUUCUAAGAAUAUUAACUAAGCCUCAACUGUUAGGAGCCAAUUUUGGCCGAAUUCUGUUUCAUAGUCGAGGAUCAUACAAUCUUUUUUUGUUUUUGAAACCUUUGAAUGCAUACUCAUCGUCUUUGUUCUGUUAACCAAGAGUCGACUCGAAUAAAGUUUUCAAAAAAGUUUCGUCUCCCUUCAC